This is a messenger RNA of Funneliformis mosseae, 165 nucleotides long. NCBI's taxonomy places the organism in Eukaryota, Fungi, Glomeromycota, Glomeromycetes, Glomerales, Glomeraceae. The record is from the annotation of a GenBank genome assembly.
AUGGUAAAACGUUCGGAUUUUAACGAUGAUGGAUUUACUGAUGAAGAAAUAAUCGAAGAAACCAUUGAUGAGGGCCAACUUGAGGAUUCAAGUUAUGCUAAUGAACUCUGGUCACAUUCUGAUAUCAAUAAACUCCUUGAUCUACUAGCUGCGAUAGAUGACUAA